GUGUCGAUACGCUUAGCUCCUUGCUCGGCGCGGCUGCCCGCAUCAAACUGUGGAGGCAGCCUUCGCGAGCAUGUAGGCCAUGCCUGGGCAGCGGCUGCGCCUCGCGCUCGCCGCCAUUUUUGCGGGCGCGCGCGCGCAGUGGCACAUCUACCACUCCGACCGAAGCGCGGACAGCGUCUGCGCCCUGUGGCUGGAGUACGUGCUCGCGCGCGCCUUCCCCAACGUGACUGGCAGCGCGUGCGUCUCGAGCUCCAACGGCCACCGCGACGACUGCCGGCGGGCGCCGCCGACGAACUUUAGCGUCUUCUUCGAGAAGGAGCCCGCCGACGGGCCCAGCAUGAAGAAGCGGGCCGACGCGCACGACCUCGUCGUCACGAGCCUCGCCUCGACGCGGACGCCGCGGGCCGUCUACGUGCCGUGGGCGGCCCUCUCGUUCGUGUCACGCACGCAGCCGCCCGCGGCGCUGCUGCGCCCGGCGGGGGCGCCGGCGGAGGCCCGGACGAAGGCCGUGCUGUACCUGAACAAGCACCGGGUCUGGUACCGCGAGAAUUUCGUCCGGGACCUGCGAGACGGGAACAUUCCCGUGGUGAGCCGGGACGACCUGCUGCGGAACGGGACGCUGAGCGACGUUCGCGCCGCGAACGUCAAGACGGAGGACGGCCGGCAGCUCUUCUUCGACGAGGCCGUCGAGGUGGCGGCGCGCUUCGACGUGCUCCUGGCGUUCGAAAACGCGGUAAAACCUGGGUGGGUCACGGAGAAGAUCGUCAACGGGUUCCUCGCUGGCACGGUCCCCGCGUACCGCGGCACCGACGACGUCUUCCGCUUCUUCAACCGGGAGGCGUUCAUCCACUGCGCCUCGGCCGGGACGCGGUGCGAGGCGGCCAUCCGCCGCGCGCUCGCCGACGGCGACGCGCUGCGCCGGCUGCGCGAGGCGCCGCCCGUGACCGCGGAGGGGUACGCGCGGUUGUUUCCGUGGCACGACACGGUCGCGGACGAAGCGUGGUAUGCGAACGUACGGCGCAUUCUGACCACGCCGCGGGAAGUCCGGGCCAAACGGGCCGACGGCGGCUCCUGCGCCCGCCCGACGCCGGACGACGCAUUGCUGCGCGCCUGGCGGGACGCCCUCGCCGAGGGACACGAGGGCACGUGCAUGCGACGGCCGGCCGGGAGACGGUCGGCGAGGCCGCGCCGAGCGCCGCGCAAGCGGAGGCCAGAGUACUGCCCACGCCCGACGCCGGACGACGCAUUGCUGCAAGCAUGGCAGGAUGCCCUCGCCGACCUCCCGGAGGACAUGUGCGAGCGACCGCGGGAGAAGCGUCGGGCGCGCCGGACACCGAACAAGCGGCGGCAGGAUAUCUGCCCGCGGGUUGCGCCGGAUGAUGCGCUGCUGCAAGCAUGGCGGGACGCGCUGACCAAGAAAUCCGAAGGCGAAGGCGUGUGCAAGAAUCGCCGCGGAAAGUCGACGGCACGGAUCGCCCAGGAGAAGAUCCACCAGAAGUUCGGCCGCGUGGCCCUGGCGGAUAAGCGGAGACACGCCGACCGCAUCGCGGCGAAGGCCAACCUCUACGCCCGAGGCGCGCGCAUCAGAGACAGCGCGAAAGGCAGGUGAUAGUAGUGUAAGUUAGACUCAAUUGUUAA
Molecule: messenger RNA, 1638 nt
Organism: Pelagomonas calceolata
Lineage: Eukaryota; Pelagophyceae; Pelagomonadales; Pelagomonadaceae
Source: the annotation of a GenBank genome assembly